Molecule: messenger RNA, 495 nt
Organism: Urocitellus parryii (Arctic ground squirrel)
Lineage: Eukaryota; Metazoa; Chordata; Mammalia; Rodentia; Sciuridae
Product: PRELI domain containing protein 3B-like
Cellular component (GO): mitochondrial intermembrane space
Source: RefSeq, a predicted model, not a curated record
AUGAAGAUCUGGACCUCGGAGCUCCUCUUCGACCACCCAGGGGAAACUGUUACAACAGCUGCAAUGCAGAAAUACCCAAACCCUAUGAACCCGAGUGUGGUUGGAGUUGAUGUGCUGGACAGGCAUACAGAUCCCUCUGGAARGCUGCACAGCCACAGACUUCUUAGCACAGAGUGGGGACUGCCUUCCAUCAUGAAGUCUAUUUCCUUUACAAAUAUGGAUUCAGGGGAUGAGAGACUUAUCUACAAACCACAUCUUCAAGACCCAGAAAAGACUAUUUUGACUCAGGAAGCCAUCAUCUCUGUGCAAGGAGUCAGCCUUCGCAGUUACCUGGAAGGACUGAUGGCCACCACGAUAUCUUCUAAUGCUAGUAAAGGCCGAGAAGCAAUGGAAUGGGUAAUGCAUAAAUUAAAGGCUGAGAUUGAAGAGUUGGCGGCUUCAGCAAGAGGAAACAUGAGGACACCCAUGGCGGUGGCGGCAUUUGUAGAAAAAUGA